Messenger RNA from Nothobranchius furzeri (turquoise killifish), 1380 nucleotides. RefSeq lists its product as uncharacterized. Lineage: Eukaryota; Metazoa; Chordata; Actinopteri; Cyprinodontiformes; Nothobranchiidae. Gene Ontology annotation, molecular function: 2-oxoglutarate-dependent dioxygenase activity. The record is from RefSeq and is a predicted model, not a curated record.
CGCUUUUCGCCAACAAGGGCUGCGAUUCUCCAAGUUUCUUUAAAACUUUCUGUGCAUUUAAAAUCCAUUUUAAACAUGAGCAUCCCGGUGGUGGACUUCCGCUCCUACAGUCUGGGAGAGAAGGAUGUGCGCGCGGAUCAGCUGCAGGAGCUGAGUGGGGAGCUGAAGCAAGCCUUCACGGAAAUAGGAUUUGUUUUCCUCCAGAACUCAGGGAUAACCCCGGAGGAGGUGAACAAAGUCAUGGAAAUAGACAAGAAAUUCUUCCUGCAGCCAGAGGGACUGAAACAUCCCUUCAGCAGGCAGAGCUUCCCCAAAAGUCCCAAUCAUGGCUGGGUGUCCCUGGAGACCGAGAAGCUAAAUCCCAAACGUCCUGGAGACCUGAAGGAGUCUUUCAACACGUCUUCUUUUCACCCUGAUAUUAAAUGGCCUUCAGCAGAUUUUCUGGAGAUCCACAGGUCUUUUUUCCAGCGCUGUAAAGAGCUGAGUCUGCGUGUUCUCAGGGUGAUGGCCCUCAGUCUGGGUCUGGAUCCUGAUGUGUUCAUUCGUGCACAUGCUCUAAUAGGAACUGAUGAAAAUAAAACAACUCUGCGCUCCCUGUACUACCCUCCAGUGAAGACAGCCAAGGAAAAUCAGCUAAGAUGUGGCGAGCAUUCAGACUAUGGCAGCAUCACUCUGGUGUUCCAGGGCUCUGACGGGCUGCAGGUUUGUGCACGCUCAGGGGAAUUCAUCGCUGCCCCGGCGGUCUCUGGAGCCGUUUUGGUCAACAUCGCUGACCUGAUGCAGCGCUGGACUGCUGAUCGCUUCAUCUCUGUGUGUCACAGGGUUUUGCUGCCCCCUGAAGGAGACUCCUGCACUCGUCAGUCCCUGGCUUUCUUUGUCCAUCCUGAUGAUGAGGCGCUGAUCAGCUGCUGUGAUGGCUCAAGCAAAUACCCACCGAUCACAGCAGGUGACUAUGUCACUCAGCGCUUUAACGAAACCUACGAACAGGCUGAAGGCUAAGAGUUUCAUGAGGAGUUGUAAUCCCAUUCUGAGAAAAAGAGUAAUCACUGAUAUAGAGAACACUCUGGAUUUAUGGUGCAUCUGGACUAAACUGGAUGGCACUAGUCUAGAAAUGAACCAGUUUAUAUUCAGUAAUCCAACUCAUCUAUCAAAACUGAGUGUGAUGCUGAGACCAUAUGAUUAUUUUCAUAAAUGCGAGUAAAUGAAUUCAAGUGCUACACUUGCAAGCUGAUUCAAUUUCUUUGCAUGAUUUUAUUCAUGUACAACAGUUUCAUAAUUUCAUUGCACAGAAUAGGAAAAUGACUUUGCUUCUGAAUGAGGAAAAAAUGUUUGCACAAGGUAAAUAAAAAUAUGGUUAAGUUACCUCUUCAUAAAAAAGAA